Messenger RNA from Drosophila kikkawai, 1322 nucleotides. RefSeq lists its product as uncharacterized. Gene Ontology annotation, biological process: protein polyubiquitination. Gene Ontology annotation, molecular function: ubiquitin conjugating enzyme activity. Gene Ontology annotation, cellular component: nucleus. NCBI's taxonomy places the organism in Eukaryota, Metazoa, Arthropoda, Insecta, Diptera, Drosophilidae. The record is from RefSeq and is a predicted model, not a curated record.
UUUUGUCAAACUUAUUUAGUGCUUUUUGCCCGAUUUUCCAUUGAUAUUCCAAAAAUUAACACGCUCGCUCACAGUGAUAUUUGGGAAUACAAUAAAAAAAGUUUAAACCAAAAAAAAAGUACGUGUAAGACCGAACAUCAUGCCUGCACGCCAACCGCAGUCAGGAAACACUCUGCGCCGCAGCGCGCGGCUUGCCGGUAACCCUCUGCGCCGCAGCGAGCGGCUCCGGCUGCAACAUGCUACUUCUACACCCAUCCGUGCUCUAAAUGCUGCCAACGAAAGGACACCGACCAACUCCUCGACCAUUGCCACUCACUCGCGUUUCAUCAAUGCCCCGAGAAGGCGCUCACGAGGCUCUCGCCGCUGGUCCGGCGUGGAGGCGGCACGCAUCCGGCAGGCAGCAGCCGAGGCACUAAGCGGUACACCUUCACCCAAUAACAUCAUUGGAGACACCGGUACACCUCAACCAAGAGGUCCUGGACGUCCUAGACGUCAUCCUACACCCUACCCUAGACGUACCGGCAUCCGGCGGACAGCAGCCGCGGCACUUGGCGGCACACCUUCGCCCGUUGAGCCUGUUACCGUGAAUCAGAAUUCGUUCUUUGGCAUGUUGGCUGGUGGUGGCUGGUCCUCGCUGGUCUCAUUCAACCUCAAUGCCAACCUGCCGUUAUUGCGUCCCCUUCCAGCUCCACCGACAGAUUCUGAGUGUCGUCUUGUCUUGGGCCGCCUCAGACGUGAGCUGCAGGACUUUUAUCAGGAGCCGCCCGAAGGCUGCAGCAUUGAGAUUGUCAACGACAAUAUGUUCCACUGGCGGGCCAGUAUUUCCGGUCCUCCGGAGACCCCAUACGCGGGUGGACAAUUUCAUUUGGAACUGCAUUUUGGCCAAAACUAUCCCUUUGUAGCGCCAAGGGUUUACUUUCUCACAAAAAUCUAUCAUUGCAAUGUUGCAGCCAAUGGACAUAUUUGCCUGGACAUAUUGAGCAGAGAGUGGUCUCCGGCCCUGACCACAUCCAAGGUGCUCCUGUCGAUUACAUGCCUGAUGGCAGAUCCCAAUCCCGAUGAUCCAUUGGAGCCAUCGAUUGCCAGCUUGUACAAGCGCAAUCGCAGUCAGCACGACCAAACGGCACGCUCCUGGACCUCGCUGUAUGCCAAACCCGGACAGGAUCCCCAAAGUCCCGCCUUUGACUAAGGCCGUGUGGUUUUGGUUUUUCACGAAUGUUUUAUUGUUUUUUGUGCCAGCACUUUUUGGUGGUUGAAAACAGUAUACGACACUUACAUAUGUAAUUGAUAUAUAAAUACAGAGUACACGAGGAUACACACUA